GAGAACGUUGCGCGCACAAGAGCAGCGGAGCGGAGCGGAGAGGGAGAGGGAGGAGACGAGGGAGGGAGAAAGAAGAGGCCGCGGGGCAGUAUCGUCGCUGGUGUUGUUGUGUUCGGGAAGCAGAGGACGAGGACGUCGAGGAAGCAUGACUGAGCAGAAGUGAGUCCAGCCCGUGAGCAAGGCAGCCAGCCAGCCGGCCCGCCCGCCGGUCUCAGGAGAACAAUGGGGACGGUCGAAUGAACGGCAGGGCAGGGCAGGGCAGCAGCAGGAGCAGCACGAGGAAUAAAGCGGAAGAAUGAAAAGGAAAAUGAAUUAAGAACUGUGCACUGUGUUGGUGUUGAUUGAUUGUCGGGGGUGGAGAAAGGUGGUGGUUUUGUAAAUGAAUGAAUGAGUGUGGGAGGGAUUGAGGAAGGAGUACCAUCGCCUGCGCAGCGGAGUGCAAGUCGGAGACGAACGCCCGUAGCGAUUAGCUUGGUUUCGGACUUUGCUGUCGGAAGGUGGGUGGGUGGAUGAAUGGUUGGGUAGCCUGUACGAGCGGAUGGAAGGGAGGGAGAUGAUGGGGUGAGAGGGUUGACACGGAUUGCGGAUCAGUUCAGUGUUUGGAUCGAGUGAUUAUUGUGACGGACUUUUGAUGAGGAACUAGUGGCGGUGGUCAAAAAGGAGCGAUGGCGAAAGAGAGGGCGCCCAAGGGUGGAAAGCCCAGGGUGCCCGCUUAUGUCGAACACAGUCGGGACAUGUAUGGUUUCAUGGUGCGCCCUCAGCAUUUGGAAAAAUACCGCGAGUAUUGCCCCAUCUAUAAGGAGGAGGAGGCUGAGAGGUCGGAGCGAUGGGACCGUUUUUUGAGUACCAUCAAUGAGACCGUGCCCUCCUCAGUGGAGGGCCUGGAUACUGUUUCGUCUGUGAGUUCAAAUGGUUCCAACGGACAAGUGAAUGGUCAAGAUUUGGACAAUGACGAGAAACAAAGCACUCUGAGGCCGGAUAGAAUUAUGAUAGAGGCAGAGCCCGGGGCCACAAAAUUGUGGGGUCAGCUGCGCAAACCGCUGUGGGCGAUUGAGAGAGCCGGAAGCAUCAGGCACAGAGGAAUUAACAGCCAGUCUUCUUUUGCCAAAGAGUGUAUUGCGCGAAAUGGUAAUGUUACGUCAGCAGGUCCCGAACUAACGGGAACAACGGGUGAAAACCGAACAUCGGAUGGACCUGUUGAUUCUGUGAAGGAAGCAAUUCAUACGAAUGGCCAUGCAAAACAGGAUAUUUUAACCACAAACACGUCACAUGAUACGAGCAACGGUGACUCAGGUAGAGUCAGUCUGGACGGAACUGGAACUGACUCGGAGGAUGAUCAUUUCAGUGAUGCUGAAAGUACAGACGAACUACCUGACGUGGACAAUGUGGCCCGGGUUUCUACUUCACCAGCCAGUUCAGUCGCAAGUCCGCCUGAAACCAGUGACAACGACUGCCCAUGGGAUGAGGAACUCAGAUCUCUAGUCCGAGGAGGAGUUCCAAUGGCCCUCAGGGGGGAGUUGUGGCAGGUUUUUGUGGGCACAAAGAAGCGUAGGGCUUACGGACAUUACAAUGCCCUUCUCACACUAUUGGCUGAUGGUGGGGGCGACAGUGACGGCGUUGGUGGUUUACUGGAUGGCAGUAGUAGCGCAGCCUCUAAUUACCUGGUCUCUAAAAGUGGUGUUUUGGAGAAAUGGACCAAUCAGAUUGAGAAGGACCUUCCUCGCACAUUUCCUGGACAUCCUGCUCUUGAUGAAGACGGACGCAAUGCCUUAAGGCGACUGCUCACAGCGUAUGCGCGACAUAAUCCAUCCGUCGGCUAUUGUCAGGCCAUGAAUUUUCUUGCUGCCCUUUUAUUGCUUUUGAUGCCCGAGGAGAACGCAUUUUGGACUUUAACGGGCAUAAUUGACGAUUAUUUCGAAGGUUAUUACUCGGAAAAGAUGCUGGAAGCCCAGGUGGACCAGCUUGUAUUUGAAGACCUGGUGCGGGAACACUUCCCCAAAUUAGUAAGUCAUUUAGAUACGCUUCAAGUUCAGGUGGCGUGGGUCAGUGGUCCCUGGUUCCUGUCAAUAUUCGUCAACGUGCUACCCUGGGAAAGUGUCUUGAGGGUUUGGGAUGUGCUACUAUUCGAAGGCAAUCGAUGCAUGCUUUUUCGUACCGCGCUUGCUCUUAUGGAAAUGCACGCACCAGCUCUCAGUGCCACCCGGGACGCCGGAGAUGCUGUAGCACUGUUGCAAUCCAUGGCUAGUGCUACAUUUGAUAGUAGCCAGUUGGUUUUGAUAGCAUGUAUGGGAUAUCAGACAGUGACAGAACCGAGAUUGCAAAAGCUAAGAGUUAAGCAUCGACCAGAUGUAUUGGCUGCCUUGCAAGAGAGAUCGAUAGAGUUGCAUCUCUGGAGAAAUUCAAACGCGGCCAUAACCUCCAAACUGCCCUACCUGUACACUAAACCAGUAUCUGGUGGUGAUAGCCUGUUAUUGAAAAACACUAUCAUAGUUUCAGAUGAGAAAGCAAAUGGCGCCCCACUGAAAUCACCCCAGACACCUGCCGCUAUUGAUGCUAAACGGCUCGGGUUGACCAUGAAACUUCCAGUUUUUUUCGAAGAACCAUCUGUCAAGAGGUCUUUUACAAAUGCCAGCAACCCCGGCUCCGAUGAAGAAGAUGAAAUUAACGGUUCUGAUCUCCAGGAGCAGGUUAAAUGGCUGAAGAAUGAGAUUUCUCGCGCUUUAGAAGAUCGGAAAGCUGCUACUGUCAGAGCAGAGCAGCUAGAAACUGCCCUAGUAGAGAUGGUUCAGCACGACAAUCGCCUCUAUCUCGCUGCAAAGGUGGAAAAGUUGGAGGCCGAGGUGGCUGAUUUGAGAACAGAAGUGGCCGAAUUAAAGUCUACGCUCGCACAAAAGGAGGAGCAUGAGGCUUCCCUUGUUCAGGUCCUUGUUCGUAUGGAGCAAGAGCAGAGGAUUGCAGAUGAUGCCAGACGUUUUGCCGAGCGGGAUUCUGCUACUCAAAAGCUAGCUGCAGAGAUGAUUGAGGCAAAGUACGAGGCAUCUCUUGAGGCUAUCAAAGAAAUGGAGAAACGAGCAGUGAUGGCUGAAACCAUGCUGGAAGCCACUCUAUCAUAUCAAGCACUUGGUAAUAAUAGUCCGCAUGGUUCAUUUCGCCGGUCUUCGAUGGAUCCCCUUCUUGUGCGAAAGCAGAAUUCCAAAGAAGUAGUAUAUCAGUCAGCAACUUGUCGACAAAGCUGAGAUUUUUGCUUAUAAGCAACUGCGGUUGGAUUGCAGACCACCAGAAUCGCCAGUUGGGUCCCCCUCACUGAAGGAAGAUUCAGGAAUGUCAAAAUAUUUCCACAAUGCGACUAAUGGAUCCGUCAGAGACGAUCAUCUCGAUGAUAAAGCGAGUAAGCCAAGGAUCUUCAGUCGGCCCUUUUCUCUAAGCUGGCGAGAUAAACCGAAGAGUAAGACAUCAGCAAGUAUUGAUUCACCUAGGAGUGUCGAAUCACCACGAACCCCUUUCCUAGCGCACUCGGAACGAGGUUUUGAUGCGGACUCUUCACUGCCAUCAUCUGGAGCAUCAACUCCAGACAGUGCCCAAACGUCAUCCUCUGUGCAUCAUGUUCAGAGGGCAAAUGGUUCGCCUGGGAGGAAGGUGAAUCUUGACAAGAGUUGAAGUAGCUGAACAAUUUCUUUCAGCACUUCAAAUCGGUUUGCAUUCAUGUGGGCAUGAUUCUCUGCAGGGGAUGAACCUGCUGCUUUCGUUUCUUCUAAGUCGUCUGAUUUGGUUCUUACCGAAAGGAGUCAAAAAUUAUAAACAAAAGAAAAAAACAUUGAAAAUCAAUCAGCUUAGGAUAUCUUAUACCUUCGACCAGGGGUUGUGCAUAUGGUGGUCUUUAUUUCAUGAAACACAGAUGGAUUACUGUUGUCUUUCAACCGAGUCAGAUCUAGAUUUACGUUUGCCCUGAAACAUGCUCGUUAGUCGUUUGCGUACAGAAAUUAUAACAGAUUAACAUCGGACCACUCAAAAUACGGUCGGCCAAUUUUGGCAUACAGCGUAGGUCAGACCCCGUUCUACAAAUAAUACGAACAUUAGGAGGAUUAUUCAAUUGGCACUCUGCGACAAAGUCGCAAGUUUGUAGCUUAUUUUGUUGAGGUGGAUUUUUUCUGGCCGGUCAAAUGGCCAUCGGCCGCUGUGUCUUAUCACUCAUAUUGUUACCAUUUUGGGGGUGCAUGUAAUAAAACUAGCUGUUCUAAAGGUUUACCAGCUUGGCUCG
Messenger RNA from Marchantia polymorpha subsp. ruderalis, 4258 nucleotides. Lineage: Eukaryota; Viridiplantae; Streptophyta; Marchantiopsida; Marchantiales; Marchantiaceae. The record is from the annotation of a GenBank genome assembly.